Molecule: messenger RNA, 785 nt
Organism: Lemur catta (Ring-tailed lemur)
Lineage: Eukaryota; Metazoa; Chordata; Mammalia; Primates; Lemuridae
Product: probable ribosome biogenesis protein RLP24
Exons: 1
Biological process (GO): ribosomal large subunit biogenesis
Cellular component (GO): nucleolus
Source: RefSeq, a predicted model, not a curated record
CAUUUGGUCAGUGGGGACCCACGCGGGUUCGACAUGCACAUCGAGAAGUGUUAUUUCUGUUCGGGGUCAAUCUACCCUGGCCACGGCAUGAUGUUCGUUCGCAACAAUUGCAAGGUGUUCAGAUUUUGUAAAUCCAAAUGUCAUAAAAACUUUAAAAAGAAGCGCAAUCCUCGCAAGGUCAGGUGGACUAAAGCCUUCCGGAAAGCAGCUGGUAAAGAGCUUACAGUGGAUAAUUCAUUUGAAUUUGAAAAACGUAGAAAUGAACCUGUCAAAUACCAGAGAGAGCUAUGGAAUAAAACUAUUGAUGCAAUGAAGAGAGUUGAAGAGAUCAAACAGAAACGCUAAGCCAAAUUUAUAAUGAACAGAUUGAAGAGAAAUAAAGAGCUACAGAAAAUUCAGGACAUCAGAGAAGUCAAACAAAACAUCCAUCUUAUCCGAGCCCCUCUUGCAGGUAAAGGAAAGCAGCUGGAAGAGAAAAUGGUACAGCAGUUACAACAGGAUGUGGACAUGGAAGAUGUUUCUUAAAAAUCUCACUGUAACCAUUUCUAUAUAUGUACAUUUGAAAGUGUCCUUUGGACACUAGAACUAGUGUCACUAGUGGAUACUUUGCUGUCUGCAAAACAUCAGAUAGUAUGGAUGUUGGAUUGCAUCUCAGUGUUAAACCUUCAUUGAUAGAUGUGCUUCAUGUAAAUUAUGAAAAUUCUCUUUGUAAAUACAGAAAUGAAUUGUGGACAAAAUGGUCAUGCCAUUUGGAUAAUGGCACUAGACAGCAUUUAUAUAAUAAC